Molecule: messenger RNA, 2015 nt
Organism: Colias croceus (clouded yellow)
Lineage: Eukaryota; Metazoa; Arthropoda; Insecta; Lepidoptera; Pieridae
Exons: 6
Coding region: 130-1674 (514 amino acids)
Source: RefSeq, a predicted model, not a curated record
CUCAACAUGACAGACGUGCCUGAAGACGAAUUGGCGGAUUUAAAAAUUGCCGCCUCGAGUUCUGAUGAAUAAAAAUUGUCUAUGGUGCGAUUUAGAUUUAUGCUGAUAAAUAAAUAAAAAAUAUUGGAAAUGGAUACAACAGCGGAAAGUAGGCCUAAAUUCCAGGCCAUGACGAUGGCAGAAUUGCUACCAGGAUUAAGUGGUAUUUGUUCAAAGAAUUCUAUGCAAUCGUUAACUGCAAUAAAGCAACCACGAAAAGCUUUGGCCGAGACUCGAACAGCAGUUAAAUCUAUUAAACCUAUGACUAUAGCUGAAAUGCAAGCUGGAAUACUUGCUAUAAAAGAUAAAACACCAAGGCGACCAGCACAGACAGCUGAGUCAUCUAAUAAAAAGAAUUGGAACUCAUCAGUAAAAGUGGAAAAUAAAUUUCGAAGGACAACUAUUAUGAAUGAACAGAUGAAAAACAAUCCAGUGAAAAAAGCAUUGAACUUUCAAUCUAAACCAAAGCCAUCUUUGAACACAAGGAAAACUGUAUUCAAUCCAGAAACACCAAAAUUCCCCAAGCCAGCUGUAAAAGCUAAGAAAGCUAUACCUCUAAUAAGAAUCAGUGGUGUAUGUAAAAUAGCAGAAACUCCAGCUUCAAGCAGGCCAAACAGAGUGACAAUAGCAAAUAAAGAAAACUAUUCAUACAUAUCUAAUGUUCCCAAGCACAAGCCAGUCACACCAAAAAGCAUAUUAAAGCACAAAUUCAAGCCACCAAUACCAGAUACUCCAAUAUCCAACAUUUCAUGGAAAUCAAGUGACACUAGUUUCUUGCAAAAGGAGAAAGAAAUCAAUGACAUAGAAGAGAAGAAAACGGCCAAGGUGGAAGAACCUACGUUAGAAAAUAUAGCAGAAGUGUCACCACCAGUAUCCACACCAUUCAAAGAGUAUAGAAAUGUACAGGAAUUCUUCAAUAAUUCCAAUAAUGUUUCGUUGAACGAAGACUCCAUACUUUACAAUGACAAUACUAUAAUGAGUUUUGAUAACUUGACUAAUAGCAAAGAGACAAGUAAACGAGAAGAAAGCGUUAUCGUGUCUCUAUGUGACAUGUUGAAUAAAGCAACAGUCAACAAUACAGAGAGUAUAAGCUCUGAACUGAAUGAUUUAUUACAAUCGGAGAAAGAAGUAAAAGACAGUGUAAGAACGAUAGAGAAUUGCAUUAAGUUUUUGACGCAUAUGAAGAAGUCAUACUUGAAACGUCAGAAGCAUGUUCAAAAAUUAAUACUGGAGAAGCAAAACAGCCAACCAUUACAAACAAGUGAGAUUAAACCUGAAAUUAAAGUUGAGCAAUCUAUAGACAAUGUACCAUCAACUGAAACAGAUAAAAAUACAUUGACAAGCAAACCAUGUUCCGUCAUCAAGUCACCGACUUAUAAAAUACCAAAGAAAAAUCUUUGCUUGCGGAAGAAAGUGUUCCAUAAAUCAAUGCCAAAUGUAUCAAGUAGUGUACAGUCACCUACAAUUCUAGAUAGCAGUAACGCCAUUGCUCACAACAUGUAUAUGAAAAUGAAAGAAAACAUGAAGUUUUUGAACACACCGUUGAAAAUGAGAAGUAAUGAAAUACCUGACACUCCAGCGAUUACAUCUCAUAACUUACAGAGUCAGUUAGAUAAAUUGUACAAUGGUAGCUAGGUGCGAACUCAGUUUUUGAUGUACAUUACAAUAUUUCUCGUAAACAUAUUCUUACUACACUACAAAAGCCAUCAAAGUUCCAAUUUUAAGUAUCAGAAAAUAAAUACAUAGGAUAGUGGCUGACUGAAAUCAUAUAAAUUUUUUUAAAGAAUUGAUUUUGAAAUUAAACUUUUAGCUACUGUACAAAAUUAGCCAAAUUUAAUUUAUUAAGGAUGUAAUAUAAAUGUUUUUAAAGAGUUUUAUAAUGUAUGAUACAUUUUAAUAGAAUGAAUUUAUAAUAUUCUGUUAAAACGCACAAGUCUUAAUAUAUAAUGAUACAGUUUUUAAUAAUAAAUAUAUGU